AUGGCGAAUCGCACGGAGAAAACUGCUAAAACUGUUAAAGGAACAAAUCCUCAGUUUUUGGUGGAGAAAAUCAUCAGACAGCGUAUUUAUGACAGUAUGUAUUGGAAAGAACAUUGCUUUGCACUUACAGCUGAACUCGUCGUUGACAAAGGAAUGGAUCUUCGUUAUAUCGGAGGAAUCUACGCUGGAAACAUCAAACCCACGCCAUUUCUCUGUCUUGCUCUCAAAAUGCUACAAAUUCAACCGGACAAAGACAUUGUACUGGAAUUCAUUCAACAAGAAGAAUUCAAAUACAUCAGAGCGUUGGGUGCAAUGUACCUUCGACUGACAUUCGAUUCCACAGAAAUCUAUAAAUAUCUAGAACCAUUGUACAAUGAUUUUCGCAAGCUUCGAUUCAUGAACAAAAUGGGUCGAUUCGAGGCAAUCUACAUGGAUGAUUUCAUCGAUAACCUGCUCCGGGAGGAUAGAUACUGUGAUAUCCAGCUGCCACGCCUCCAACGGCGAUGGGCUCUCGAAGAAGUAGACAUGUUACCACCGUACAAAUCACUUCUUGAUGGGGAUCUUGUUGCGAUGUCUGAAUCUGAUGAGGAGGAAGAAGAGGAAACGAAGAAGGAGAAACCACGAUUGACUUCAAGAAGACGUAGUCGUAGUCGUGAUCGUGAAAGAGAAGUUGGUGACAGACGAGAAGUACGGGAACGAGAGAAAAUGAGAGAACGUCGAGAAAGAGGAGACGAUGAGCCAGGCCCAAGCAGCUGUUUGAAAGAUCGGGAUGAACGAAGAAAGGAUCGUGACAGAAGUCGUGAGAGAGAUCGCAGAGACAGAAAAGAUGAUGAGCGACGAGAUCGGAAGAAGGAGUCGUCUUCUCGUCGUGGUGCUGACAAUGAUGAAGACCGCGAGAUUGCAGAGGCGAAUGCUCUCCGUGCAAAACUUGGAUUGGCUCCCCUCGAGCGAUAA
This is a messenger RNA of Caenorhabditis briggsae, 954 nucleotides long. The transcript is spliced from 3 exons. Bases 1 to 954 code for a protein of 317 amino acids. NCBI's taxonomy places the organism in Eukaryota, Metazoa, Nematoda, Chromadorea, Rhabditida, Rhabditidae. Gene Ontology annotation, cellular component: precatalytic spliceosome. The record is from RefSeq and is a predicted model, not a curated record.